AUGGACCAAAACUCCUCUGGUCUCCAAAGCAAGAGGACAGCAGCUCCCCACAGCAGACAAAAUAAAACCCAAGACUCUCUAAAAGAGACCUCCAACCUCCCAGAUGACACCCAAGGUCAUCAAGCCAACAUGCAAGCACGUAUGCCCAUCAGCCACCCUCAAGAACACAACAGCCGGGACCUAUCAACUUCCACACCUAUGACCCGAAGGGUGAGCAUCCAGGAACCACCAGCAACCCUCUUUAUUCCUCGGAAGUUCAGCACCCCGGCUUCUUUCCCAUACACCAUUCCUCCUCAAAGGUCAAGCACUCAAGAGACCCAGUCUCAGAGUCCCCAGCUCGAAACACAAGACAUACAAUCCGUUGCCUACAAUCGCUGGCUCCGUUCCAGAGAGGGCUCUUCCCAUUACCAUUAUCACGAACUCGACAUCCUAAACUCUCAAACCCUGUGCAGUGUCCAGUCAGAAAUCAGCAGCUUACACAUUGACACUGGCAGCCACCUCUCCUUGAUCCAGCCACACAAGCCCAACAGAAAACAAACGAGGCCCAAUGUAGAUGUCCCCCCAUCCAUAACUUGCAGCCCAGAGGCCAGCGUCAGAAGUUUUGAGUCCUUUGUCUGGGACUCCAAGGAGAGCUUGACAGGAUUGUCAUACUACUCUAUGUCCAGUCAGAGUAAUCUAGGCAGUUUCUUCAAACUGUCAAACAGUUCUCCUACAACGGGCUCCAGUAGGGCACAGAGCAAACGCUGGUCACUGCUGCCCAUGGGCUGGAAGCUGUUGCUCGAAGCCAAGAAGAUUAGCCGGUACCUUAGCCUGGUGCUGACUGUGGCUGGCAUGCUGAUGCUCAACCUCAUCGCCUUGUGGCAACCUUGGAUCCACUUCCAAGUGCCUCUAGUGCCCUCAUGGGACCCCACAGGCCCCAAGAGCAUCCCCAUCGACACCAUCUUCUUCAUGCGCUGCCCUGACAUUUCCUGCAUGAAUGAAUAUGAUAAGAAUGCUUACUUGCUGGACCUGGCUUGGGCCUGCCUCCUCGUCUCCGGUGUCAUGAGCUUCUGUGUGUGCAUGGGUCUCAUCAGCACCAUAUUCUUCCCCAGCACCAACAUGCCCUUGAUGGACUUCUCUCUCUUCAUCUGCAGCCUCAUGACAGGGAUCAGCAUCAUUCUGGCAGUCCUGUUCUACCUGAUGCAAGCCCGCAAGUUCUUACAAGAAGACAUGACCUACACACUGGGGAGCAGCUUCUACCUGGCUUGGAUCAAUGUCUUCUUCUUCUUCAUGAUUGGUCUGUUCUCCUAUCUGAACUACAUGAACUUCUGGUCCAUCCUGGCAGUCCAGGCUUUGUGGUCUUAG
This is a messenger RNA of Cricetulus griseus (Chinese hamster), 1344 nucleotides long. The record is from RefSeq and is a predicted model, not a curated record. Lineage: Eukaryota; Metazoa; Chordata; Mammalia; Rodentia; Cricetidae.